CCCGCAGGGGCGAGCAGAAGGGAAACUCGCGCAGGCGGCGGCGGCGGUAGCGGCAGCCCGAGCCCGGAUCGCCAAGCGGCGAAGCGGCGGCCCCGGAAAGAUGCUGAGCCCCCUCCAGAAAUGUGGCUCCGAAGGCUGCCUCCUGGACUGUGACUUCCUGCCCUGGCACCGCAGCAACCUCCGGAAACGCCAGCAGAGCUGCGAGGAGUCACGGCCUAUCCAUGACCACAAGGAGCAGAACCCGGAGAAGCUCUGUCCCCCAAGCAUCCACUUAGAGGUUCCGGAAGCGACCAGCUGCUCGCAGCCCCCACUACAGGACCCUGGAGGGGUGUGGCGAUGCCACAGCGAGGGGCGUUUGGACCAAAAAGGGGCACCGUGCCAGGAAGAAACAGAGGUGGUGGACAAAACAGGAAGUGGGUGGAGUUUGCCGUCCCCCAAGUCUUUGCGGAAGGAGCGCCGCCUGAGAGGGAGGGUCGCCGCCGCCAAGCAGCACUUGCGGAAUAUCUUUGGAGGCUCCAGUAAAUCUCUGGCAUCAAGUGUGGAGUCCGACUUGGGAUCAGAAUGUGACAGCAGCCAACAGACACGACAGAGGCAAAAGCACCGCCGCAAGAGGUAUAAAAGAAACUUCCUAAGGCUAUGGAGCUCAGGAAAUCAGGACAUGCACUCUCUAAGGCCAACUCCUGAGGAGGCCCAGGAAUGGGCUGAAUCUUUGGAAAAGCUGUUACUUCAUCCAUAUGGCCGUUCUGCCUUUCACUCUUUCUUGGAGUCAGAAUUCAGUGAAGAGAACCUGGACUUUUGGGUGGCUUGUGAAGAUUAUCGGAAACUCCAAGGCUGUGACAAACUCCAGGAUAAUGCCAGAAAAAUCUAUGACCAGUACAUCACCAUCCAGGCCCCCAACGAGGUGAACCUGGAUUCCCAGACCAGAGAUGUCACCAACCGGAAUAUUUUGCUUCCCACUCGCUCAUGCUUUGAACAGGCCCAGAAACGGAUCUUUGGUCUCAUGGAGAAGGACUCUUAUCCCAGGUUUCUUCGUUCCAUCGUUUACCAAUCCCUGGUACAGCCUAAUGGACGGCAGAAAAAUGGGCCUGUAUAAACCGGCCACGUUUGGCCUUCUUUGUGCAGUUGGGUCGGCCUAAGAGAAGAGAAGCCCUUCUCCGGACUAGGAUUCCCUUGCCAGACUGCUCAGGAUGUGUACAGCCAAGAAGGAGUGAGAGAGAGGGGCCGACCUGGUUCAAGGAGUCUAAUGACCAGUGUUGGCAAGACAACGGACUUGUCUCACAACCACACACGCCUGCGUGCACACACAAGUUUUGUUUUUGUGGAUAAAAAAGAUCACAGAAAGUCGGAGCUUUGUCCGUUUGGCAUGGCCACAUUUUUGUGGACUGGUAUGAAAAAAAUGGAAUUCUGGAAUCACACUGACCAAGCUAGGCAUGUUCUGUGCAUUUAAGAUAACAGCGGAGGCUGCCUUAUCCCAGUUCAGUUCAGGCCUGGCAUCACCAUGGGUCAACCUGAGCAGUUCGCAGGGUCUUCAUGGGACUACCGUUAACAAAACUUGUUCUGGCGGCCAGCUCUGGGUGGCAUCACCACUGGGUGGGCUGUGGAGAGCACUGGUGUAGAAGGGGCCCUCUGGAGAGCACUAGACCUAAGGCUUCCCAAGUGUGAGGUUGGCCACAGGUGAGCCUACUUUUCCAUCUAGUCCAGUGUUACAUCCUCUGACUAGCAGCAUCUCUCCUGCAUUUCAAGAAGGGGUCAUUCCCAUCCCCGGAGCCUAAGGUGGCCAGGAAAGGAGCCAGGUCUUCUGCUGGCAAAGCAGAUUCUCCAGCCCUGAGAUGUGGUCCCUCAACCCCUUUCCCUCUGUUCUCUUUGGGCAGACAUGGCUUUUGGUGCUGUGGAUGGACUCCAUCCACACAUUGUGGAUCUGUCAUUCUGAGAGGGGCUGUACCAGGAAAAGUCCCCCUGCCCAAUGCAAAGCUCAGCCUUCCAUGCAUUUUCAAACCUGUGGCAGUGACGCUGUGAUGGGAACCAUGGAUCUGAGGCAUCUGUCCCCAGCUGGGUGUCUCCAGAUGUUUUAGACUGCAACUCCCAGCAGCCCUGACCAUUGGUCAUACUGGCUGGGACUAAGGAAGUUACAAUCCAAACCGUAUGGAAGGCACCAUGUUGGUGAGACCCUUCAGCUGCAUGGUGCUGCCACCUGGACUAGUGGGGCCAAGCCCCACUUCCAGGAACCAGUCAGGAAGUCUGCUGCCUCUCGACUGGGAACGAGGGCUCCAGAAAUGCCCGUCUCCAUCGAGCCAUUGGAACUCAUGCAGCCCUGCUGUCCACACAGAGAACACAUACAGCAAGUCCGCCACCCACAGUCCCUGCCUAGCCCCACGAUGAACCCAGGCCGGGUUUAUUUUUAUUUUUUUGCAAACUUGGAAGGCUCUCAAAAAUGCUGCUUGUUAUUUUCCCUCUCAAAAUAUUUACUUUACGGGAACACCAUUGCUCAGAAACUUCACUAGAGGGCGGCGUGUGUCUGGUCAUUACAUCCACAGUGGGUUGGAAGAGAUGGCUCUAAUAUCUCCGGAUGGUAGUGGGGUUGCCUGCGGCCGUAUGGAUGAUGCACUUUGAUCUUCAAACAUAGCCAUGUGAAUGGAAGCCUUGGUGGGGGGUCCAUGGUGCUUCCGAACACGUGCAGCAUCCCUCUGUCUCUGGGUUGCUGCACUCAGCCAUCAGCUCUGUGCUCAGAAGUGCAAGGAGAAACAUGGUUGGCAAUGCAAGUUGGACCUCCAUUGGGAUACAGCUUUCUGACUUGAGUUUAGAACGGGUUCUCCUGAACCUGGGAGAGAAGGUCUGUGCAGAUUUCACCUGUGUGCUGGGACCCGGUCACCGAGAAGCACCUUUAAGCAGUCAGCUGCUGCUAGUUAUGCAAUACUGGGUGUUCUUUGUAAAGAUUUCCAGGUCUAAGUAGCUUACUGGUUUCAGAGCUGAGGUGGUAGAGGAGAGAAGCUGUAGACGCCAAAGGAUAUGAGACCUGCUGCCCUCACUGUCCAUGGCCAAAGGC
Molecule: messenger RNA, 3043 nt
Organism: Varanus komodoensis (Komodo dragon)
Lineage: Eukaryota; Metazoa; Chordata; Lepidosauria; Squamata; Varanidae
Product: regulator of G-protein signaling 2-like
Exons: 7
Coding region: 101-1093 (330 amino acids)
Source: RefSeq, a predicted model, not a curated record